Messenger RNA from Eptesicus fuscus (big brown bat), 1263 nucleotides. RefSeq names its product melanoma-associated antigen B10-like. Gene Ontology annotation, biological process: negative regulation of transcription by RNA polymerase II. Lineage: Eukaryota; Metazoa; Chordata; Mammalia; Chiroptera; Vespertilionidae. The record is from RefSeq and is a predicted model, not a curated record. The transcript has 4 exons. Bases 1 to 1140 code for a protein of 379 amino acids. Gene Ontology annotation, cellular component: nucleus.
AUGGUCCAGGCCAUUCUCCGAAUUAUUAAUGCCCCGAAACAGUCUGAAAGUCAUUUGGAUAUGCUUGCUGAUAAUACUGUUGUCUCGGCGUUUCCGGGAGUGAAGACUGAUCUGCGGAUUGAGGCUGGUACGACUCAGAUCAAGGAGAGAAGUCCCAGUCUUCCUUGGUGGUCAAGGAGUGGCGGAGAAGACCCCGAGAAGACUGAGGGGCCCACAUCACCUCCUCUUGCCACACGGGUGACCUCUGUCCCUGACCAGUGUCCUCAUGCCUCGGGGGAAGAAGAGAACCUCAGGGAGCCGCAGCAGCCACUGGCCUUCCCAAGCCAAAAAUCGCAUGGCCAAGUUUUGACACCAGUGCCGAGAGCCGCAGCGAAGAAAAGUGCAGAUGCCUCCCAGGCAGAGUCGGGGUCUGAGGGUUUCCGCAGAAGCCCUCUAGACCAGAAGGCGAUGCUGCUGGCGCAAUUCAUGCUGCGCAAGUAUAACAUGAAGGAGCCCAUCACCAAGGAAGACAUGAUGAAGCAUGUCAUCAGGAAGCACAGGCCCUACUUCCAGGAGAUCCUCAAGAGAGCCUCCGAGCUGAUGGUGCUGGCCUUUGGCAUUGAUGUGAAGGAAGCCGACCCUGCCGGGCACAGCUAUGUCCUGGUCAGCAAAUUGCACCACGCCGGGGAUAGCAAGCUGAGUGGGGAGAUCGUGCCCAGGAAGGGCCUCCUGAUGACAAUCCUCUGUGUGAUCUUCAUGAAGGGCAACUGUGCCACUGAGGAAGAGAUCUGGGAUGUCCUCAAUGCGAUGGGUAUACAUGCUGGCAAGCAGCACAACCUCCACGGGGAGCCCAUGAAGCUCAUCACAGAAGAUCUGGUGAAAGAAGGUUACCUGGUGUACCGCCAGGUGCCCCACAGUGAUCCUCCAAGCCACGAGUUCCUGUGGGGCCCGCAAGCCUACGCUGAGACCAGCAAGAUGGAAGUGCUGCAGUUCUUAGCCAAGCUUCAUGGUACCGAGCCCAGCGCCUUCCCACACUGGUACGAAGAGGCCCUGCAGGAUGAGCUGGAGAGAACCCGCCACAGAUUCGCGGCUAUGGUUCGCACUAGCUCCUCUGCCACUGAGCUUUCCAGCGCCAGCUUCAGCAUCCCACACAAGUAUUGAAAUCUGAAGCAGUUCCCUCACUCUGUGCUUGAAGUGGUGUGGGGGGUUAGGUGGUGCUGGAGGGAACGCAGUGCACAUCAUAUCUGUGCUUCUGUUCUGUUAUUAAACUAUUGCUUUAUCUUA